Calypte anna (Anna's hummingbird) is the source of this 8017-nucleotide messenger RNA. RefSeq names its product ras-related protein Rab-43. Gene Ontology annotation, molecular function: GTPase activity; GTP binding. Bases 59 to 715 code for a protein of 218 amino acids. The record is from RefSeq and is a predicted model, not a curated record. The transcript is spliced from 3 exons. NCBI's taxonomy places the organism in Eukaryota, Metazoa, Chordata, Aves, Apodiformes, Trochilidae. Gene Ontology annotation, biological process: protein secretion; regulation of exocytosis.
CGGCGGGCGCUGCGCAGAGCGCCGGUCCCCUCGGCGGCGGGCGGAAGGCCGCAGCGCCAUGCCCGGCCCGGCUGUGCUGGGGGCGGCGGGGCCCGGUCCCGACCCGGAGGAGAGCUACGACUUCCUCUUCAAGCUGGUGCUCAUCGGGGACGCCAGCGUGGGCAAGACCUGCCUGGUGCAGCGCUUCAAAACCGGGGCCUUCGCCGAGCGCCAGGGCAGCACCAUCGGCGUGGACUUCACCAUGAAGAGCCUGGAAAUCCAGGGCAAGCGGGUGAAGCUGCAGAUCUGGGACACAGCGGGGCAGGAGCGGUUCCGAACGAUCACACAGAGUUACUACCGCAGCGCCAAUGGAGCGGUCCUGGCCUAUGACAUCAGCAAGAGGGGCUCAUUCCUGUCCAUCCCUCACUGGAUUGAGGAUGUCAGGAAGUAUGCUGGCUCCAACAUAGUACAGUUACUGAUUGGAAACAAGUCUGACCUAAGUGACCUUCGAGAGGUUCAGCUGGAAGAAGCUCAGAGCCUGGCUGAACGUUAUGAUAAUAUCAUCUGUGCCAUCGAGACCUCUGCAAAAGACUCAAGCAAUGUGGAGGAGGCUUUUGUGAAGAUGGCCACAGAGCUGAUGAUGAGGCAUGGAGGGCCCAUGUUCAGUGAGAAGAAUACUGACAGCAUCAAGCUUGACAGCAAAGACGUUGUGGAGGGCUGGGGAUGUGGCUGCUGAUACAAGCUAGGUGAUAUCCCUAACUUUACUGGAAUUUAGAUGGUGCUUCACCCUAAUGCUGAGUAGCAUGGUAGCCAUAUUCUCCUCCUCCUGUGAAACCAGCAAUUUUCUAGAAGUUAGACACAAUCCUGUUUGUUUUGGUGUCUUAUUUUUUAAAAAGGGACUCUUGAGAGAUAGUCCUAAAAGUCUCUGAAAAACCCUCUCCUAAAAGCCCUCUGAAAAGCUUACUCAACAUUUUUCCCCACCAUUUUCAUUUCUGUAACCUUCAUAAAAUUUACAAUAGUGGAAGAAACGACUUUGCAAUAGUGUUGAGGGGUGGGGAGACAGAUGGAUGGGGAAGAGACUGAUGCAUUUAGCAUAGGACUGUUGGCAAAGGAGGUCACUUUUGGAACAGGUCAUCUUGACAGUGUCUCUUUAUAUCCUCAGCACUCCACCAAUGGCCAGAAAGUGACAGUGGCCUUCCUAAAGGUAUUUCAAGAUACAGAAUAUCCAACUUUUUGAUUACAGGACCAAACAGCAGUCACCUGUCCUAAGGCAUAUGGGUUGCUAGUUAGUAUUGCAGCAGGCACGGGGUGGGAAAGGUUUCUCUCAGGUUUUGCUAUGUUUUUUAAGUUACAGUUUUAAUGAAAACCAAACUCAGCCUGAGCAAUAUCUCCUGACUUGCUGGUAAAGCAGGGCUGGAUCAGUGUGGUUAUUUUAAAUACAGCCUUGAGGAGAGGGUAGAUGCAAUUCACCUGUUAUUGUAUGCACAGUGCUAGCUCCCUUUUCCAAGUGGGUAUCAAUGAGUUUUUGCCCUCAGGUCUCUUAAAUUCAUUCUAUGACUCAAGACCUGCAUCAUUGGAAACAGGAACUGGAGAAACCUUGAACUGACUGGUAGCCAUCAUCUCCUGCCAUGUGCCUAAUGGUCAGACACAGGGUUAAUUCUGGUCAUACAUUGGACAUUAUGUUACCAGAGUGUUUAUUGAUUAAGUGGCAUAAGUGGAUUUGGUUGUUGGUUUGUUUUUUUAAAACCAUGUCUUUAAUUACAAUCUGGGCAUGAAAUGGGAAAGCAGACCUCAGAGUAGCUGAAAACUGGAGGCUUUGCAACUUCCUGAGUGUAAGAAGCAGCACUCACUGGUUUGAGUGAUUCCCUCCCAGUCGUAUACUCAGCUGCUUCCCUCUCCCUGUUACAAGUUACCAAUUGCUUUUCAUUUCUUCAAAACUCUCAAGUAGCAAAAAUGUUUCACUGUUGAUCAUAAGUCUACAUUGUUCAUUCAAACAGAUUUCAUAAUUCAACUACUUUAGCUGUCUCUCAGCUUCAGCUCUGUACUGUAUGGUGUAGUUGCAGUUUAAGUACUGAUGGCAGCAGUCCUCUUGGGAUUUAUACUCUCAAGCACCUUAUAAAGUGGAUUUGCAAGGGGAACAGAAGCAGGAUUAACUCUGCAGUUAAAGCAAAGAUGUUCAUAGGGGACAAGUGAUUUUUGCAAUCCUGAUACUUUGAAGGAGCUCACUUUCAGAAAGCACUUUAAAGUCAUUUGUUCCUCUUGAAAAUCUUGAUCGAAAAACCUGGGUUAGUUUGCAACUAGAACUGAAUCAUUUUUUAGCCAUUCAACAUAUCCAUUAUCAUGAAAAUUGUGAAGAUUUAAGAAAGGGCUAAUGGAUCCUAAUUUCAAUACUAUUCAUCUUCCUACACUUAAUAUUAAACCAUUCUAUGGUCUUUCUUUUUUUUUUAAACUAGAGGCAGGUAACUGAGGAGUUAGAUACGCUUUGUAGCCUGUUUGCUUCUAAUCUAAAUUAGUUUUCAAGUUUUAUACUUGUAAGAGUGAAAGGGCCUUAAAUUUUUCAGUUAGUGUAGUUUUCACAAUUCUAAUGUUUUCUAUAUGGCAGAGUAGGUUGAGCAGAAGUACUCAGUAGUAGUUUUGGAUAUCUUUUCAGGACAUUCCCAGUCUUCAAACAUCUGAAUAUAACAGGCAAGAAGUGUUCAACAGUAGCUACAAACUGACAAUGAGAAUUAUCCAAACUCUGGAUUUGUAACUGAUUAGCAAACCAUGUAUUCCACUCUCAGGAGAAACUAUGAAGAUAGUUCAAGCUAGAACUCAGUCCUGAGGACUUCUUUUCCUCCUGGUUGGAUAUUCUUUAAUUAGCAUUAGCUAAAAAAAUUAGCAUUUGGCUUUGUGUCAUGACAAACUGUAGUUUACACCUGUAGGUUACAGUCCUGCAUGUUUGAACACGGACCCUCAGAUAAGCUCAGCCUCCCACUAUUUGCAGGAUUAGUGCCAAAUGAUUUAAGCCAUGCUGGUAAAACUUCAUACACAUUGAAGAACAGUGUUGCUACUAUUCAGACUGAAAAUCAGUAGUUUACAUAGUAACUCAUCUUAAAACUGGAGCAAGGUGCAAAAUGAACAUAAAUCCUGCUUCCAGUGGCUUUGCAAUAGAUGGAGAAAUGAGGAGAUACUGAUCAAUUUCCUUAACUUUGAGGUUUGUUUAGCAAACAAGUAGAAUUAGGCCAAGCACUGUACUUCUUAGGAUAUGCCCCAUAAAUCUUCUCAGCUAGUCUGGGAAGUUAAGACUCUGCCUGUAGGUUAGUCUGUUUCACUCAGAAAACAGUAAGUAACAGUGUCAGUGAUUUGUUCACUGUUUUGAAAUGAAGGUACCAAUUCUGAUUAGUUUUAAUUUUGCUGUAGAAAACUAAGACUUUGGCUUUAACUCAGCUUUCUCUUCUAACUCUUGGCACUUGUAUGUUGUUAUAAGUAUAAUACAAGUUUGCAUGCCCUACCUAAUGCAACAAAAGGGAACCAAAGAAAUAGACUGAAAACCUGUUUUGUUUUGUUUUUCAAGUUAUGAAGAGAUCACCAAUAGCAGUGCUUCGGCUGUCAGUAGAAAAGGCAAUUUAAAUUUCCAAACCCUUUCUUUGUCUAAUACUAGUAGCACAAUACUCACUUGACUGAUAGCUUCUCAGUCAGAAAUAAACUAAACAGUACACGUAAUUAGAGCUUCUCACUCCCUUUCUGAAGACUUGUAUUGAAUCCAUAAUUCACUAACUUGCUCUGUAAUUCAAGUAUUAGGAAAACAGGCCUGCUGGUUUAAUUCCAUUAAUCCUAUUGAAACCAAAAGGGUACUCAAGUGAAGAGUGAGUAGCAAUAAGCUUGAGAUUUACAGGUAAAAAAUUCAAUUUCAAAUUUUAGGUUACAGAUGUGGACUGCUGAAUAUCAAGUGAAUAAUUCAGUAGUGCAUGAUCAGAGUCCACAGCAUAAACAUUUGCCAAGAAACCCAUUUACUGGCAGUUGAACAUUAACAAGACUAUGGAGCAGUAAUUGCUUUUAAGCAGAACUCCCUGGCUGAUUAUCUAUUUGCAUUACUAUUUCUCAUUUAUUUUUGGCCAUACCCAAAGGGGGAAAAAUAUUAAAAUUUUACAAAAACACAGAAGGAGACAUUGCUCCCUGCCUUGUAACACUUAGCAGUGGAAUGCAGAGGCAAAUACUGAAAUGAAAUCAUCAGCAGAAUGUGGUUCCCAGGAGCAUGGGCAUUGUUACCCUAUUAAUUUUGAUUUAAGCUAAUGAAAGAAACAACCCAGGUUACUAGCAGAGUGUGCAACCAGUAAACAGGAAAAAUCCAAGGAAAUUGAGGUAAAUUCUCUUGUGAACAGAUAAUUCUCACGACUCCUUUUGCCCCAGUAUCUGAUAAUGACCACGUAGCUUAUAUUCCCACCCUUGUGGCACAAAUGGUGAAGCAACUAAAGAGCUACAGAGCCAAGGACACCUGUAGUUCUUGGAUUAACUUCCUUCCAAUUUCAACAAAGCGUUACACUCAUCACCCUAACCAUUUAAUUACCCUUUCUCAAAUGAUACUAAGUUUUUUUCAUCAACUAAAAGGCAUUCCAAAUUUACAAAUUUGCCAAUAAAAUCUGCCAGACUGCUAACCCACAUGCAUUAAUCCUAUGUUUUAUUAGUUGUAUGAAAUCUAGUAACUUCACAGUCACAGAGCAGAGCCCAUUAUAAUUGAGCUGCUCUCAGAUUGGACAAUUCCUUUCAGUGCUGUAAGAAGAGAUUAAUAAAUUCAGGAAAUACUGUCUUAAUUUUAAUUCUGUAGUAUCUUUUGGUGCUGAUCAUCUCACUGAAGUUUCAGUUAAAGACUUUUGGGUAUCUUUUUACUAGCCAGGUACUGUUAGAUUUCUUUUAACUCUACUAAAUUGGGUAAUAGAGCUACUUGAAUCAGCAAGAAAUCUGAGACAAAAGCAUUUAACUGCAAUCCCCACUGCAUAUUCUAGGGGGAAAAGAAAAUUACCAAACUAUUUCACAACUGGACAUUCUGCUUUCUCACACAGGUUUAGCACUUUGCAUCUUUUUUAUCAUUUCAUUUUAGUUUACUUGGAAAAGACCAGAGUUACAAAACAAAAUAAACAAACCCACCCAAAUGUCUAUUUGCUGUCCAUGGAAUUGCUGUGAGAGGUUAGCUCAAAAUAGCCAGCAUACCCUCCUAUCCUUAUCUAAACAGCAUUUUUUUCAUUAGGACUGAAAAAAUGUUGAAAUGCACUUUAAAAAUAAUUCCUCAAAGUACAAGAGAGUUAUGAUUACUUUUUUACUGUUUUUUUUUAAACAAGGAUUUUUAUUACUUGAAGACUGAUGAAAGCAGUUACCUGUGUUACCUUUGUAACUUCAGGUGUCACUGAGGACAGACCAUGUCAACUACUGUCUUGUUUUUCCAUGAGUCAGCAGCCAGUGGAGAACAAGUGAACAGAAGAACUUCACAAGACUGAGAAAAGUGAAGCCUGACUACAAGUCAGAGAAGAUUUUCUACUUAGUCUGACAAAAUACAAUAGGUUAAUCAAAUCUUACUUGGUUCAAAGAAAAGUUUUCUUCCCAAAGGUAAAAUUCUACACAAACAGUUACAGGUUUUCCUGCCUGCUUUUUGUACAACAGAAAUUUGCUGUCUGUACUGAACAAGAGUGGGCCACUGAACUAUUCUGUGUACGUUAACAGAAUGGUUUAACAUUUGGAGAGCUGUUAUAUUUGCUUAAAUCUGUAUUUAGAACCUGUUCCUCCUGUUAUGAGAUAAAAGUAGCAAAAGUUUUGAAAACUUUCACAAGAUUGAAUACAAUCCAGGAUGAUACAUUGAUAAAAAAAUCGAGGCUUUCCUAAAAAAGCCACUUUCCAUGUUUCUUCUGCAAGAUAUUUUUAGAAUUCAGUUGAGGUAUUUCCUAUUUAAUUAUACAAUUGAACCACUGACACAGAUUUAAGAGAAAACUGAGGAUUAAUCUUAUAUGCCAGCAGACAGCCUAUAACCAGGAGGUUUCUGCAGGUGUGUAGCUCCCAGUCUCCUGGGACAAGCUGUUAGUGUCUGUGAUGUGCGUAUACACUGCACUGCACUCUGCAAUCAGCCAAGUCCAGCUGUGUGCUCUCAUCCCAGCAGGCAGUGUCAGCCAGGGUACAGGAUGAGGUAGGUAGAGAAGCUUCACAAAGAUGCUUCUGUGUAAGCCACUCCUGUGCCCUACCAUUCCAGAUGUGCUACUGCAGGUAAAUUGGUACAAGUGAACUCUUUUCAUUUAGCCAUAAACAUACUAUUUACAAAAUCCUACAUUUGUAUCACUUAAAGCCUAGGCUAGGAUACUAAGAACAGCAGUCAUGUAUUUUACACUUCCACAAGAACCUAAACUUUAUCAUUGACUAAUAAGAGCUUAAACCUUAAUUCCCCCAUAAACUCAUUCAGACAUCUUAAAAGUAUGUAAUAGCUAGCUGAAAGGAUCCAAGUGUCUGUAAAUUUUAGCUUAAAGUAUACUCUACAUAAGUUAGAGCUUAAAGUACAUACAGAUCAAAACUGAGGCAAGCUAGCAAUUAUAAUACUUAAUCCUUCAGUUAAAAAAAAAAUAAAACAAAACCAGAACCAACCCACAGAUAUAAUCUUCAGAUAAAAGCAGAGGAAAACACUAAAUGGAAGACUGUAUUUCCUUAGAAAUUGUCUUUGUAAGGCACCUAACCAACACAAUCUGUACACUUCCCAAACCAGUUGCUUUUCAGUAACUGCUAAGCAGCAGCCCCUUACACUGCACUGUAGAACAUGCAGUGAUCAACACCCUUUUUUUUUCUGCAGUAAAUUCUAUGAGUGAUACAGACUCAUAGGAAGAUGGGAGUUUAAAACAAGGGGAUGAAAGACUGUCCUUUGAACACAGCAUGCAAACUUGUCUUGACAAUUUGAAGGUACUUUUUAAAAGCAAGGUAAGAGCUGGAUUUUCAGACAUUAAAGCUGCCUAGAGAUGCUUUUGAAGACACUCAUAGGCAUCUUGUUACCAUUGCAAAAAAAAAAUGCACAUCACUUGUACAGAACUGGUUUUACACUUAAGGGAAAUAGUUAUCAGGAAAAAAAAUACAGUAAUGUGAAAGGCAGAGCAUCCUGAUUGUUCCGUAUUUUUUAUGUUCAUUCCCUACUUCAAUGCUGUGCGUAUGGAUUUUUCCCCUUUAUAAAUGGUAUUGAAAUAGAUUAUUCUUAGUGUGAGUAGUUUGAUACUUGACAAAAUAAAAUGCUAUAUACAUUUUCUUAAGAGAGUGGUAAUACAGAUGAGUGAUAACUUUGCUACUACAGUUUGGUGUUGUGAAACAAACCAAGUUAAGCACUGGAAUGGUACACACACCAUUUCAAAUCUAGGGCAAGCCAAUGGAUUAAAUCAGACAUGAAGUAGAUAUAAACAUGUACUAAGCAGAAAGUUAAUUUAUUUAUAAUGGGGUUUUAAUAUUUCUAUUUUAUAAGUCUGUAAGGAAAAAUGCUAAGAUUUUUGACAGUCAGAUGUGCUCAGUGCUGUCAAUCAGUUUUUCCCUCUUUUGUGCCUCACUCACUGAUACCUGACAGAUAUUAAACCCACAACUCCAGAGACUAGAUAGCAUUCAAGUGAGUCUGGCUCACUCACCUCUUGGGGAAAAAAUAAAAAUCUCUAAUUCAUAUUGAAUUCAUUCACUGCAUUCCAAAAUUAUAAGAAGAGUUUGGAUGAUAACAGUGUUAAAAUUAUUCUGCAUUUUCUAGGACAAAUCUGUUGUUGUUUCUCAAGGUUUCUUCAGGAGAUGCAGGCUGUACAUUUCUGAUCAUCAGUAACUACUUUGCUUUUAAACUUUCUUAGCACAAUACUGACUAGAUAAUUUGGAAUAUGAGGAGACAAGGGAGCAAGCUUGCAUACUUCAGUAAUUUUUUUAUACUUUACCUUCAUCUAUUUAUGAAUUUAUUAUGAAAAAUAUUUUUAAACAUACAAAACCUGCUUUUGUUGUGAAUUUUAGCAAAGUAGUGGAUACAUGGUAUUGUAUAUCAUUAAAAAGGUUUAAUUAAACAUUUGGCAAUUAA